Molecule: messenger RNA, 1089 nt
Organism: Tetrahymena thermophila SB210
Lineage: Eukaryota; Ciliophora; Oligohymenophorea; Hymenostomatida; Tetrahymenidae
Product: calcium-binding-like protein
Exons: 10
Biological process (GO): intracellular signal transduction
Molecular function (GO): protein serine/threonine kinase activator activity
Source: RefSeq, a predicted model, not a curated record
AUGAACGGCUCUCAAUUAAAUGCAACAAAUAGUUUUAAAAUGAGCAGUAAUAGCUUAGGCGCAUCAUUCAUACAAAGCAAUCCUAGUGAUUCAAAGCGUUUAACAAACUUUUUUGGCAGAAAAAAUAAAAAUCCCGUAGAGAACUCAGCCUGCUUAUUGGCAUGCACAAUAAACUUCUUGAAGACACCCGAUUCUAAGAAUACAAUUCAGAAGUUAGAUAAGUACAUGUAGAGAUGCAAGCAAAUAGUCACUUAAGAAAAUGAUAAAUCUAGCGUUUAAAUCGCAGAUUGCUAAUAUCUAUAAAUUGCUUUACAUAAUCUAUUAUUGCAUGCACAUUUAUUGCCCUUUGAAAUGAAAAAAUCAGUCUACGCAAUUCUCACAUCCAGCUUAAAAAUCUCUUAAUCGUGCUGUUAGUACUUUGCUACCUAUGCCAAGAGCAUUACAUUCUACCUAUUUUAAUACUUCGAAAAAAAUGAAAUGUACUUUUUUACUGGUAAUGUCUUGAGAAUCCUAUUAAAAUAAGAGUUCUUAGACUAAAUGCUCGAUUUACAACUUUUGGACUCAAUAAUUAAGGUCAGCAAAAAUGCUGUCUUCGAAAUAGCCUCUGAAGCUCUAGAAACUUUCCAUGUAAUUUUCAAGCAAAAGAAGCCAAAAUAAAAAGAAAUCCUAAGCAAGUUCUUGCUUGACAAUCACAGCGAAGUGUUCAAGCUAUUUGUAGAACUUGCAGAAACAGAAAACUACUUAGCAAAAAGAGAUAUUUUACUAACACUUAAUUAAAUUCUUUCUGAUCCCGUUAAUAAAUAGUUCAAUCUGAAAUUCAUCAACGACAAAGAAAAUUUGAAAAGAGUAAUGACCAUAUUGAGCAGUGAAGAAUAAGGUGGAUUCAAAGAAGUUGCUUUAAUUUUAUUCGAUCACUUUUUAUAAGGAUUCUCUACUAUUGAAAAUGAAAAAGUUAAACAUAUCAUUGAGAGAAAUAAAAUGUUACUGAUUUAAUGCAUUAAAUAAUGUGUGAAUGAAGCCAACUAAGAAAGCUAAGGAGAAUAAGAGGAUCGUAAAGACUAUAUGAUACAUAUUCUAGAAGAAAUCUGA